Messenger RNA from Anoplophora glabripennis (Asian longhorned beetle), 2717 nucleotides. Its product is annotated as inter-alpha-trypsin inhibitor heavy chain H4. The record is from RefSeq and is a predicted model, not a curated record. NCBI's taxonomy places the organism in Eukaryota, Metazoa, Arthropoda, Insecta, Coleoptera, Cerambycidae. The transcript is spliced from 15 exons. The coding region runs from base 128 to 2593 and encodes 821 amino acids.
ACAGAAUUGACUAGUAUACCGGCUGAGAACCGCCACAAUACCGGUUAGUGUUGUUGAACAGGUGCCGUGGAGAUUAGACAUCAAGAAUAUAGAUAAUUAUAAGUAAUAUACAAAAUAUACACUUACAAUGUGGUGGCUGGCAGUAUGGACACUUGUAGGUGUCUUCAUAUCGUCGACAUAUUCAUUGACAACACAUACACAUAGUAGUUUGGUAGUAUCUUCAACCGAACCUCCAAAAGAACAAGCUAGUGAAGAACAAAAGGACCAAGGGCUAAUUUUACCUAAAAUUUACGAAAUGAGAGUUGAUACAAAUGUAUCGAAUCGCUUUGCGAAAACCUUAAUCACUAGUAAAGUGAAAAAUUUGGACAAGUCUGCUCAGGCAGCCACAUUUUCUGUAGUGUUACCAGAUCAGGCGUACAUUUCUGGUUUCACUAUGGAAAUCGACGGAAAAAGUUACGAAGCCUAUGUCCAAGAGAAGAAAGAAGCCGAAAAUACGUACAAAAAGGCUGUUGCCGAUGGUCAAGCUGCAGCACACGUUGCAGUGAGUGCGAGAGAUUCAAAUAGGUUCACCGUGUCGGUGAACAUCGAACCAAAAAGCAAGGCUACUUUUUAUCUAAAGUAUGAAGAACUAUUACAGCGCCAAAAUGAAAGAUACGAAUUGCUUUUAAAUAUCCAUCCCGGACAACCUAUUAAAAAGCUCGACGUAGAAGUUCACAUUGAUGAAUCACGUUCUUUGAAAUUUGUCAAAGUUCGUUCCCUGAGGUCUGGUAAUGAAAUAGCUAAAAAUGAUGAGAAUUUGGAUCCCCGCGCAAAUGUAAUUACUGUAAAUAGCACAUCAGCAAUUGUGAAGUUUAGUCCCGACAUUGACAGGCAAAAACAACUUGCUAAUAGUUUAGGAACCAAAGAAGAAAAUGGCCUAGCUGGCCAGUUCGUUGUACAAUAUGAUGUAGAGAGGGAUCCUAGUGGUGGAGAGGUGUUAGUCGAUGGUGGUCAUUUUGUUCAUUUCUUUGCUCCAUCCGACCUGCCAGCUCUUCCAAAACAAGUGGCGUUCAUUUUGGACACAAGUGGCAGUAUGGAUGGAAUCAGGAUAGCCCAGUUGAAAGAAGCUAUGAAUAGCAUUCUGGCAGAACUUAAGAAAGAUGAUAUUUUUAAUAUUGUAGAAUUUGGCACAAUAGUUAAAGUGUGGAACAUUGACAAGACUCAAGUGCAGUACGAAUCAGGAAGUGAUGAUUACUAUUCAUUUACUACUGAAAAUCCAGAGGCAAUAUUCAAAAACAAAACGGCACAACCACUACCUCCAGCUUAUCAAGCAACUGAGGAAAAUCUUGAGAAAGCUAAAGAGGUUGUUGCAAAAUUGAACGCUUUUGGUGGUACAGAUAUACAAUCAGCACUUAAAGUUGGACUGGAAUUAGUAGAGAAAAAUUUAGAAACAGACAAAAAACACCAACCCUUAAUAGUGUUUUUAACUGAUGGUGAAGCUACUGUUGGGGAAGUAGAUAAUAAUAAAAUUAUCAGUACAAUUUCUGAAUUAAACAGUGGCAAAUGUGCCAUAUUUUCCUUAUCAUUUGGAGACGGCGCAGAUAGAAAAUUUCUGGAAAAAAUAUCCUUGAAAAAUUUAGGUUUUGCUAGACACAUUUAUGAAGCAGCUGAUGCUUCAUUACAACUGCAAGAGUUUUAUAAGCAAAUAUCCUCACCACUUCUGUCCAAAGUAUCUUUCAAAUAUGUUUCCAAUGUAUCGGAAGUAACCAAAACUGAUUUUCCACUGUUGUUUGCUGGAUCAGAAAUUGUAGUCUCAGGACAAAUUGAUCCUGGCUUUGCUCCUGGGCCUGUAGAAGGGUGGGGAAUAAAUGGCCCUGUGAAAUUAGUGCCAGUUGUGACACAAUCUGUAGGAUCCCUUGAAAGACUUUGGGCCUAUUUAACUCUAAAACAGAUUCUAGAACAGAGAGACGCCGCAGAAAAUAAAACUGAGCUAACACAGGAUGCCCUCAAAAUAGCUCUGAAAUAUUCAUUUGUCAGUGACGUCAGCUCAUUGGUUGUUGUUAAACCAAACACUACAGAUUCUGUAAAUACAGAAGAUGCCUCCAGUAAUAGUGACACUAGGUACCCAAUAAUUGCUAGUGGAUUCCCCUUAAGUUUACAUCCUUCAAGUGUGUCAGCACCUGGUCUAGCACCUUCUUCAUAUUAUUCAGUAGCAGGUGCAAGUGCGUUUGGUGGUUCCUAUUCAACAUUUGAUUCAGACAGAGUGCUAGUAGAAGCAGCUGCUCCUCAAGAAUAUGAUUCUGCAACGCCUGUACUGGAAGACGUUGCUCUAAAUGAGCUCAAAACACAGAUUCCCUGGUUAUCUUCUCUACUCAAUGCAAAUGGAACCAUAACUCUUUCUUCAGGUACAUAUGGUUUAGGAUUAGAUAAAAAUAUAACAGAUAGUCCAGUCUGUCCAAAAACGCCACGUAACUCUAUUGGAACUUGCGAACUUCUGUACAAAUGCCCUCAGAUUUUCCCAGAUCUCACAAACGAAAAUGUGUAUAAAAAUUAUUUCUGUGAAUUAGAUGGAUAUGCUGGUGUGUGUUGCCCAAAAGAAGAAAAUAAAAAUUAGAAAGAAGCAAGUAGGUUUUUAACCACCACCUACACCUUUUUUGUGAAAUAAUUUUUAAACGUUUAAAACUGAAUGUGUUGACAAUAUGGUGUACUUAUUUUUAAAUAAAAAUAGUAAAAGUAUU